This is a messenger RNA of Carya illinoinensis, 1327 nucleotides long. RefSeq lists its product as uncharacterized. The record is from RefSeq and is a predicted model, not a curated record. NCBI's taxonomy places the organism in Eukaryota, Viridiplantae, Streptophyta, Magnoliopsida, Fagales, Juglandaceae. The transcript has 3 exons. The coding region runs from base 511 to 1245 and encodes 244 amino acids.
AUUAUUUUUAUUGUAAAUUAGAUAUAACAUAUUAUAUGAUACUAUGUCAACUGUAGAACUUCGAAAUAUUUCUCUAAUACUGAUUUAUGAGAAUUGCGAGAUGAGUUUAAAAUGUUGUCACACAAAGUCUUUUAGGAAUCAUUGGUAUUGUUAGUUAUUGGGUUGUCGGUUGUUAUGAAGAUGUGUUUAAAUACCGGAUUUAUAAUUUGGAAGAAUAAAUAUCAACGAAAACCCAAUCUAACGUAGCGUCAACCCAACUUCAAAGCUAGCUUUCUCCUUCCUAGUCUUGCGGCCUCUUAAAUAGUCAGGAAAAAAAAAAAGGAAAACUUAGAGGAAAUUCUAAGGGACCCAUGUCUUCAAGUGCCAUUACUUCGCUUUCAAGACCGAUCAACUCCCACCCUAGAAUUUAAUUUCCUUUCUUAAAGCAUGAAGCCAACUAACUUCCUUGUUCUCUUGUAGCUCUUUCAUUCUGUCUUCAAUUUUUCAGAAAGCAGAAUUUGUAUUCCUGUAAUGGAUAAAUAUAGCAAUCAUUUGGACAUGGGGAACUCUGCUCCUGUUUCUACAACCUCGGACUCGGCCCUAAACCUUCAAUGGUCCACUGGUUCUAAGCCGGAGAUCAUCUUAACCGAAUCACUGUUCAAGAAAGACAUAGUCAAAGGCCAAAACUCAAUUGCUGAACAUGCUUUGAUGCCUUUAGCCAGUUCUGGUAGAUCAAGUGAUGAGGAGGAAGUAUAUUUUGAUCCAUGGCUCCGGUUAGAAUCUGACUGUGAAGAUUUCUUCAGUGUCAGUGGGGAUACUACCCCAUCUUGCGACAACACUCCUAUCCACCAAAGCCGCUUCCAAGAAACUCCUCAUGUAGAUAAACCCCUGCCAAUUUACAUGGACAGUCCACCCACUUCCAUUUUUGAACCCUCCCCAACAGUCAUGAAGAAACAACUGAUUGAGCUUUUUCAAGAGAGUUUCAGGAGCGAUGCUGUUGAUCAUGUCACUCAAAAUUUGCAAGCAAGGUCAAAGGCCAAUCUUUCCAUUCUUCACAUUCCUCCAAAUUCUUCAAAUAAAAGCCUUUAUGAUUGUGUAGCAAACUCUGCAUGCAGUAGCGAGACAAGCCCUGACACAAGUUACAGCCCGGCCAGGAAGGGGAGAUUCGCAAAGUCCGUGCGGUGCUGCCUCCCAAAUUUCGUGCCCAACCUCAGCUCUGCCGGUGGGAGGAAGAGGCUGAGCGUUUCCCGUAGUUGUAAACGCUAAAAGCCUAGCUUCUAAAGAAUUUGCUACUCCUAAGAUGCAUAUAAAAGGACAUAAUUAAUUCGAAUCUGAGAAUCUUUUUUCA